AUGUUUAAGAGUCAAAGGCAGUGGUCCGAUCUUCCUUCUGAACUCGUCUCAGACAUAGCAGACAGUCUAGGCAUCAUCGAGCUCCUGGGUUUCCGUAUUGUCUGCAAGGGUUGGAACUCUGCCUCUUCCACAGCUUCAGCCAAAAUUGAAUCUACACGAGACUUUGAACCUUGGUUUCUUCUGUAUGGGAUGAAUGGGGAUGAUGAUCAUAAAGAUUCUGAUAAUCAAUGCCAGUUAUUGGUAGCUGAGAGUGGUCAAAAGUACACCGUGGAUCUUCCAGAAUUGGAUGGAACAACUUGCCUUGCCUCAAACCAAGGAUGGCUCCUUCUCUUCCAACAAGGAGGUUCAAUGCUCUUCUUUCACCCCUUCUCUCGCACGAAAAUAGACCUUCCGCAAUUCCCAGUCUCGGAACUCUCUGACCUUGUUGCAGCAUUUUCAUCUCCUCCAACUUCCCAAGAUUGCACAGUUUGUGUAGUCAGCCGUAGGAGUGGUGAUGAAUUGGAGCUGAAUGUACUUCACCACGGAGCCAGUGAAUGGAUCCAACACAAGUAUGAUCGUCCCAUAGAUACAAUCAAAUGUGCUGCUUAUGUCAAAGAAGAAUUCUACUUCUUAGAAUAA
Molecule: messenger RNA, 618 nt
Organism: Prunus avium (sweet cherry)
Lineage: Eukaryota; Viridiplantae; Streptophyta; Magnoliopsida; Rosales; Rosaceae
Product: F-box protein At4g00893-like
Molecular function (GO): protein binding
Source: RefSeq, a predicted model, not a curated record